CAAAACAAUCACUAAAUAUACGUUUGGUUUUUGUCCGUCUGAACCGUAAUUUUGUAUACAAACAUGUUUAUCGUUGGUCUCACGGGAGGUAUCGGUUCGGGAAAGUCGACCGUUUCUAACAUGUUGUCAGAAAAGGGUAUCGAUAUUAUUGACGGAGAUUUGAUUGCCCGACAAGUGGUCAGACCGGGAAUGAAGGCCUUGAAAUUGCUUUGCAAACACUUUGAUCUUCCGUUACUCUUUGAAAGUGGAAAAAUGGUUCGUUAUUUGGGUCAUUCAAUUGUCGUUAAAUGUAAUCGCAAUCAACAGAUCCAAAGAUUGAAACUACGAAAUAAUUAUACUGAAGAUGAAUGCAUAUCAAGAAUUGAUGCUCAAAUGUCUUUGGACGAGAAGUGUCGUUUGGCAGACAUUGUUAUCGAUAAUAGUGUUGAUUUGGAUUACACUCGAAAACAAGUGGAUCAAGUGGUCAAAGAGUUGCGGUCAUCAUAUAAACACUGGAAACUUAGGAUUGCUUUAAUGGCAGCAAUUUUGAUAACAAUUACAAUAGAUUUUUCUUAA
Messenger RNA from Oppia nitens, 555 nucleotides. It is a transcript of the gene Dpck, whose product is annotated as dephospho-CoA kinase domain-containing protein-like. Gene Ontology annotation, molecular function: dephospho-CoA kinase activity; ATP binding. NCBI's taxonomy places the organism in Eukaryota, Metazoa, Arthropoda, Arachnida, Sarcoptiformes, Oppiidae. The transcript is spliced from 3 exons. The record is from RefSeq and is a predicted model, not a curated record. The coding region runs from base 64 to 555 and encodes 163 amino acids. Gene Ontology annotation, biological process: coenzyme A biosynthetic process.